UCAACUCUUGAAACUAAGAGGAAGGAGGUUCGAAAAGUUGAGUAGCAUGCGACGUGGAUUCGAAUUCGAUGGUACUAUAGACAGAGAAACGAAGAAGAAGACUCAUAAUCAUUCAGUUACAGUUACAGUUACAGUUACCAUUUGAUUGAUCCUCUUCUCCGCAACUGACUCCUCAAAAUCCCUAAUCCUUCUCUUCUCAUUCAAUUUCCCGCCAACACUACCGAACAUGACGGAUUUCACUUCCAAUCUCCUCCACAAUUUCGAAUCAAACAGGGAUUCUUAUGGAUUUGCAUUAAGGCCUCAAUACGCACAAAGAUACAGAGAGUAUUCUUUGAUCUACAAGGAAGAGGAAGAUGAAAGAUCAGAUAAAUGGAGAAGUUUCAUUGAACAGGUAGCUAAAUCAUCUCAAGCAAGUUCUUCUGAGAACAAACAUAAAGAAACAUUGAAGGCUGAAAGUAAUGAGGUAAAAGAAGAGGGAAGUCCUCAUAGGGUAAGUAAUAGUGGUGACUUAAGUAGCCCGAUUUUUUCUGAAGGUGCAGAGGUAGAUGAAACAAAUGCUGACAGAAUUAGUAAAGGGAAUGAUUCAAGUGGGAGAAAUUCUGCUGAAGGUAAUGAGAUAAUAGAAGGGACAAUACUAAAUAGGGUUAACAAAGAAGGUGACUCAAGUAGCAGGACGUCUUCAGGGGAAACUGAUAUAAAAGAAGGUACUGGUCUGGGAAGGAGUAGUGAAGGGGAUGAUUCAAGUAGCAAGAAAUCUUUUUCUGACUGUUCAACAACAAAUAAUUCUGCAAAGGAACUGCACCAUUCAGACGAAAGAAAGACCUGUAAGGUUCAACACUGGGCUGAAAUUAGACCAUCUCUUAGUGCCAUUGGUGAAAUAUUGAGCUCUCGUGUCAAGAAAGGAAAGAAUAUGAAAGGUGAGAAGAUACAUGGUAGUGAUGACCACCUUCCAUCUAUAGAAGAAUUAGAACCUGUAGAAGGGACUUCUGAGGAAGAUAUUCAGGGAGAGGUCUGCACUAAUGAGACGCUAGAUGGUGGAAAUGGCUCAAGGGCAGAAAAUGAUUUAAUGGAUCAAAACUUCCCUGAACUUUACUCUCCAUGGAAGGAACUAGAGUCCCUUGUUCAGGGAGGAGUCCCAAAGGAUCUUAGAGGAGAGGUUUGGCAAGCCUUUGUAGGUGUGAACACACGGCGGGUGGAGAGCUAUUAUGAUGAUUUGUUAGCUCAAGAAAAUAACAAUUCUGAAGGCAAAGAGGUUACAUCUGUUGCAUCAGGGAAAUGGAGAAAGCAGAUUGAGAAGGACAUACCACGAACUUUCCCGGGUCACCCUGCUUUGGACGAAAAUGGCAGAAAUUCCUUGAGGCGUUUACUGCUAGCAUAUGCUCGACAUAACCCCUCUGUUGGGUACUGUCAGGCAAUGAACUUCUUUGCUGGUUUAUUGCUGCUUCUUAUGCCAGAAGAAAAUGCCUUUUGGACAUUUGUUGGAAUUAUAGAUGAUUAUUUUGAAGGCUACUAUACGGAAGAAAUGAUAGAGUCCCAGGUGGACCAGCUUGUUUUUGAGGAAUUGGUGCGUGAAAGAUUUCCUAAACUUGUUAAUCAUCUAGAUUACUUGGGAGUGCAGGUGACAUGGAUAUCUGGGCCGUGGUUUCUUUCAAUCUUUGUGAACAUGAUUCCGUGGGAGAGUGUUAUUCGAGUUUGGGAUGUGCUGCUAUUUGAAGGAAACCGUGUUAUGCUAUUUCGAACAGCGCUGGCUCUACUGGAAUUAUAUGGUCCUGCAUUAGUUACAACAAAAGAUGCAGGUGAUGCAAUUACUCUAUUGCAAUCACUUGCUGGCUCAACAUUUGAUAGCAGCCAACUUGUCUUUACUGCUUGUAUGGGCUACCUAGCUGUGACUGAGGCAAGAUUGCAAGAACUCAGAGAAAAACACAGGCCAUCUGUAUUAGAUGUUAUAGAAGAAAGGUCAAAGAAAGGACGAGUUUGGAAAGAUUCCAAAGGACUUGCAUCUAAAUUGUAUAGUUUCAAGCAUGACCCAGGAUCACUGGUAGAAGAAAAACAAGCUAAUGACGGAGGUGAUGUGGUGUCUGAUAAGGAUGUGCAGUUGGAGUCCCAUUCCUCUAAUAUUGAAGAAUUGCUUAAUAGCCUCAGUAUUGAUUCCAAAGUAGAUUCCGUACCAGAUCUCCAGCAACAGGUGGUUUGUUUGAAAGUUGAAUUGUGCAGAUUGCUGGAGGAGAAAAGAUCUGCAGUACUCAGAUCUGAAGAACUAGAAACAGCUCUAAUGGAGAUGGUGAAGGAAGAUAAUCGUCUGCUGUUGAGUGCAAGGGUUGAGCAAUUGGAGCAGGAGGUAUCUGUGUUACAACAAGUCCUUACCGAUAAGCAAGAACAAGAAGCUGCCAUGCUGCAGGUCCUAAUACGGCUAGAGCAGGACCAAAAAAUUACUGAAGAUGCCCGCAGAAGAGCGGAGCAAGACCUUGCAGCUCAGAAACUUGAAGUUCACGUGCUCCAGGAAAAGUAUGAGAAGGCCAUGGCAUCAAUUUCUGAGAUGCAGAAGCGAGUUGUCAUGGCAGAAAGUAUGUUGGAGGCUACCCUUCAGUAUGAAUCUGGCCAAUCCAAAGCACAUUCUUCUCCAAGGGCCGGUCGUGUAGAAAACCCUUCACGGAAGAUUGGUCUUCUAAGUUUUGGACUUGGCUGGCGUGACAGAAACAAGGGCAAACCUAACACUGAGGAAUCUAGCGAAAGUUUGCAUGACAAUGUCACUCCGAGAAAAGAAUCCAAUAAGGAAGAGCUUGAUAGAUAGAGCAUGCAGGGCAGUGCCGCUCGAACCCACAACCCGGUUAUUUCCUGCCAAUUUUUGAGAGGUUUCCUAUUCAUGUGUCAGUCUGCCCAAUUUUCAUUGUUUAUCC
Messenger RNA from Cicer arietinum (chickpea), 2897 nucleotides. RefSeq lists its product as uncharacterized. Gene Ontology annotation, molecular function: GTPase activator activity; small GTPase binding. The record is from RefSeq and is a predicted model, not a curated record. Gene Ontology annotation, biological process: regulation of GTPase activity. Lineage: Eukaryota; Viridiplantae; Streptophyta; Magnoliopsida; Fabales; Fabaceae.